AUGGCGGAGACCGCCCUGUAUGUCUCUAGUGCAGAGGUGCUUUCGAUAUGCCAGUCCAUGAACGACGACCUGGAGGCUAUUCUCCAUCCAGAAACUGGGUUUGCCCCGCGACUGCGCCAAAUAUGCCAUGACCAGCUUUUGGACCUCGAGGAAAACCGCGACGCGCGAACAACUCAGGACGAGCUUGAGCUUCUCCGUCUGGAGCGCGAUACUUGGGGACUAUUGCAAGCAGUCAUGCCUGCCCGCAAAACCGAAACCCCCCCAAUGCCGACGAUACGCGACCUACUCGCAGAAAAUCCUUACACACCCACAUCAACACUGGCACAAGCAGUCCUCCUUGCAUCCCCCCUUCUUUCUGAACUCGUGGCCGUUCGAGAAUGGCUGCAAGACAGUGCUCCAUUGCCCCAACAUCCAGAAGCGACAACAGGCUAUUGGAAGUUCACGAAACACAAUAUCAUGCAGAGCCAGCGGAUGGGUGGUGCCACGAGGGACAAUCUGGUGAAGGAAAUGGACCCCGACGCGGUCAAUAGAGACGACGGGAGAAUGCUUGCGGCAGAUGACGCGAGUCACGAAAAAGGCCUGAGCCAGGCUUUAUAUGGUUACAUCCGUUCUGGGCGGCUAGAGGAGGCCGUCGAGCUAUGCCGAAAUGCUCAUCAGCCAUGGCGCGCCGCGAGUAUACGCGGGUCUUUGUUAUUCCAAUGGAAAGCGAUCUCUAACGAGCAUGACGAGGACGAGGCGAUGGAGGAGGACUUCCCUGACGUCUGGCAAGGCAACCAACGAAGACAGCUAUGGAAGUCAACGUGUACGAAGGCUGCAACUAAUCCCCAUGUACCCGAGCACGACCGAAUCCUCUAUGCAGCGCUCGUUCCGACGCCACAGACAUCCAAUGUUUUGAAGGCUGCUUGUCGGACAUGGGAAGACCAUCUGUGGGCUCAAGUCAGUGUUGUUUGCGAAGAAAAACAGAGCAUGGAGAUGAACAGAGUUGGAGGGAGUUUCUGGGAGGGCGGUUUGGCCGCUGUCGAAAGUGGUGUCCGGGUCAUCUCUGCAGAGACAGAGGAAAUAGAAACUGAGGAAUGGGAGAGGGAAGUACGAGGGUCUCUAGAAGCUCUGAAGAGUGUUGGCGUAAUGGACGGUCCUGGUGCUCAGCAUCCGUUCCAUUAUUCUCAGCUUCAGAUAAUCUUGAACCGAAUCGACCCAUUAAUGGAUAAUUUCGCAACGGGUAUCCAGGAUGGCACUUACUCUCCAGAUUCUUUCGAGUACACAACCAUGUGUCGCUUUCUCGCCCACCUGUGCCUGUUCCUCCAAAUGAUCGACAUUCCAGUCCCGCCACUUGCUACUCAAGUCAUUCUUGAAUCAUAUCUGCAAGUUCUCGAGGCUGCCGGUCAACGAGAUUUGAUCGCCAUGUAUGCUGGUGCUCUAGGCGACAAUGCUGUGGAGCGCUAUGCACUGUUUCUCGUUUCCCUCGAACUAUCUGUCGAUAUUGAUGAGCGGAAGCUCGCGCUUACACGGGCACGUGAGCAUGGACUGGACAUGGACCGCGUUGCUGUGGUCACGGCAGAGCGUACCAUUGACCAAGCCCUCCAAGUGCUUCCUCCUCUCAAGGGACGGCUUCCGUCAAUUAUCGCAUUGCCUCCGCCAGCCACAGACGAGGAAAUGUUCUUGCUUCGUUCCAUCGAAUGGACCAUUUUCGAUGACAAGACAUACGAAACUGCCCUUGAACAGGCGAAUGUCAUCCUUCGCUACUUCUUGGGAUCUGGUCGAGUACAACUCGCCCAGAAGCUCCUCGUUCUCCUUCCCAUCGAGCUCGCAUCCAUCCCCGAACCUGAAGAACGCGCAACUGAAUAUCUCCAUUACCGGCAAUUUUUCGUGAUUUGGGAGACUUUGGAGCGUGUGGUUGACUGUCAGGCACUAGAGACACCUCAAAUGAAUCGGAGUACGAAGGCCGCAUGGUUACAGGACUACCAGGGGUUGAUCGAUCAGGCACAUGACCAGAUUACAAAGCUACUAACAUCAGAUUGGCUGGUUGAUGUCGAUGAAUCAUUAGACCGGCGCCGCCGCGACCUCAUCCGCAUUCGACAAAUAUUCAUACCUGAAUUGAUUAUUCGUUUACACUUUGUGCUGUUUUCGUCGCGGGGCCACUUCCCAGGGAACCUCAAAAGGACUCUGGAUUUGGCGAACAUCGUCGCAGACUCAAGAUACCGACUUUACGAGGACUUUGUCAACGAGGACGGGCGGAGGCUAGGUGACUACCUUGGGGCAGUCCGUCAAACGAUUUUGGGUGGCCUUGAAGGCGGUGGGUCAGAUCCAUUCAGGAUAUUGUCACUGUGA
Molecule: messenger RNA, 2328 nt
Organism: Mycena indigotica
Lineage: Eukaryota; Fungi; Basidiomycota; Agaricomycetes; Agaricales; Mycenaceae
Product: Nuclear pore complex protein
Exons: 13
Coding region: 1-2328 (775 amino acids)
Biological process (GO): post-transcriptional tethering of RNA polymerase II gene DNA at nuclear periphery; mRNA export from nucleus; regulation of DNA-templated transcription
Cellular component (GO): nuclear pore; nuclear pore outer ring
Molecular function (GO): structural constituent of nuclear pore
Source: RefSeq, a predicted model, not a curated record